This is a messenger RNA of Sphenostylis stenocarpa, 792 nucleotides long. NCBI's taxonomy places the organism in Eukaryota, Viridiplantae, Streptophyta, Magnoliopsida, Fabales, Fabaceae. The record is from the annotation of a GenBank genome assembly.
AUGGAGAAACAACUAAAGUUUAGGAACAAAAUCUUGAAGGCACUACCAAAAGCAGUUGCAGCGGUCACCGUGACAUUUCAAAACCCUCCAUUCAGCCCUGGAAGGGACCACAAAUCAAAACCUAUCGCGUCCAUGAUACCCCAUGAAGCAAGAAGAAAAACCCAUAAUAGAAAUGGCAUCGAUGGGAUUUAUUCUCAGGAACCCACUUCACCCAAAAUCUCCUGCAUGGGACAGAUCAAGCACAAGAAGAAAAAGAUAAAACAAGCCAAGAAUAAGAGCGUGAUCACCAGGCCAAAAGAAACGAGGAACGUUGCUAGCAAUAAAUCAUCGUCUGCUUCAAGAGACACAGAAGUAAAGAAGCACGCUUUCACGUUUCAGAAGAUGUUAUUGUUCCACGCGGCGAAGCCAAAAUCGGAGGGAAGGAAAUCCAACGCUUCUGCUCCUGGAGAUAUCAGCAACAGGAACAAUGCUCUUGGUGACGCAGCACGCGCACCGCACGUGAACCAUAUGAAAAAGUUUUCAAGUGGACGUGACACUCUUGCUAAUUUUGAUUGGAAGGUGGCUCAGAUGGCGCCAGACGAAGCGGAAAUUGAUUACUAUUCGGACGAUUACAGAGUGGAGAGUAGUGAUGAUGAAGAAGAGGAGGAAGAGGUUAUGAUCCCUUUUUCUGCACCCAUUUUGGUUGGUGGUGGAGUUGGUGUGCUUAAUUUGAAGCCACGCAAAGAAAUUAACCUGUGGAAGAGAAGAACCAUGGCUCCACCUAUGCCUCUUCAGUUGCACAGGGCAAACUGA